Messenger RNA from Paramecium sonneborni, 482 nucleotides. The record is from the annotation of a GenBank genome assembly. NCBI's taxonomy places the organism in Eukaryota, Ciliophora, Oligohymenophorea, Peniculida, Parameciidae.
AUGCUAAGGCCUUCAUAUUAAUUCAAGUUCAAUGCUUUAUUAAUGGACAUUACAAGGUUACUAUUAGUAAUUGUGCCUAAUAGGUAUGGGUAAAAUUUCUAGGUAUAAUGUUUUUUUUUUUAUAGAUAUUUAAAUAGAUACUAAUGGUAAUAUUUUAGGCCCCUUUAAUACCUAAAAAUAACUACAUUAAAAAACAUGCUUUAAAGAAUAUAGGUUGGUUCCCUGUAGUGCUGACCUAUUAUGAAGUAAAAAUUGCGACUUUUCAAAUACAAGAAAUAUUUAUAUAAAAUUACAAUAUAAAAUAAGUAAGUCUUCAUUCCAUUUAAACUUUUACUUUUGAAACUAUUUCACCAGUAAACUUUGUAUUUAUUCAUUAAGCAAAGUUUAUUAUUUUAAAUAUGUAAGGAUUAUGGAAAAGGUAAUUCAAUUUAUUGCACAAAUAUAUCAAUAUAUCUAAUUUUCUUAUCAGCUUUUUUUUAUGA